Molecule: messenger RNA, 4339 nt
Organism: Helianthus annuus (common sunflower)
Lineage: Eukaryota; Viridiplantae; Streptophyta; Magnoliopsida; Asterales; Asteraceae
Product: myosin-16
Exons: 10
Coding region: 157-4032 (1291 amino acids)
Source: RefSeq, a predicted model, not a curated record
AUGGAUUGAAAUUGAUUGGAGUUGUACUCCUGCUCCAACUGAAAUUCAACUUGUACUGUACAGCUAGCCAACUCCUCUUUCUCUCUCUCUCUCUUGUUGUGUGUGUAUGGGUCAAACUCAUUGCUUUGUUUAUAUACCAAUUUGGGGCUAAUUGCAAUGAAGGAGACAAUUACGCACAAAAUGGUUAACCGCUUGCACCGCCGUAACUCCUCCGCCUCUUCCACCGCCUCCGUUGAUUACACUUCCGGCGAACGCUUUGAGUUCAAGUUUUCCGCUCUUCACGCUCUCCAGGUCCCCAAAGGAUGGGAUAAGCUUUCACUGUCCCUUAUAUCUGUAGAAACGGGAAAAGCAAUUGCCAAAACAGGUAGAUCAUUGGUACAGAAUGGUAAUUGUCAGUGGACUGAGAAUCUGUCAGUGUACAUUUGGGUUCCUCAUGAUGAUGCUUCAAAAGGGCAUGGGCAAAGCCUGCAUAAGCUUCUUAUUUCAAUGGGGUCCGGUAGAUCAGGCAUCCUUGGAGAAGUUACAGUAAAUUUGUCAAGUCACUUGAGUUCUGAGACUUCUACUACUGUUGCGGAACCACUAAAAAACUGUAGUUAUGGGACAAUCUUACAGAUGGAAAUUCGGUGCCUAACACCAAGAGCAAAUAUGAGAAACGACAGAUGGACAGACACUGAUUCUUUUGUAGAAGAUGCAAAUGCUUCUGAUGACCUGGAUACCACAUCAGAUGUGUCUGAUGGUAGAACCACAAAGAGUGCAGAAUCUUCCAUGAGCAGUAACUUCAUGUAUACCUCUCAAGCAGGUGGACCUGGUAGCAAGGAUGCCAGCGUAUCUGCACGGGGGUCACUAAGUAGCAUUGAUUCAAUGGAUGAUUCUUUUGGUAGGAAUAUAAUUGAAGUUGCUAAUGAUCUAAUAGCAAGACAUGAUUCUAUUAACUCUUCAAAUAGAGCCCAAUAUAGCUCAUAUCAUGUCUCUGAGUCUCCUAGAUUAAGUCAAAAACAAGAUUCUGGAAAAUUUUCACAUUCGAUUCCCGCAUCACCAUUACGAACUUUUGGUUCCCCCGAAUUUGUUCUAGAAGGUGAAGGAGCCACAGUAGAAGAACUUAGAGCAGAAGCAAGAAUGUGGGAAAGAAAUGCACGGAGAUUAAAAGUCGAUCUUGAUUUCUCAAAAAAGGAGUUCAAAGACCAAACAAGAAAGCUACAAAACGCAUCUAUGGAGAUUAUCGCAUUACAAACAGAAUGUGAUGGGUUGAAACACGAAAACGAUUACUUAAAAGCCAUACUUGAUGAAUCAGAAGUCAAAGAAAAGGCCGCUGAAAGUCUAAAACUCCAAACGCAAGAUGAUAUACAGUCCGAAUUGGAAGAAGAAAUAAAAUUUCAAAGAGAUUUAAACAAUAAUUUAUCUCUACAGUUCAAUAAAACUCAAGAAUCAAAUCUUGAGUUAGUUUCUGUUCUCCAGGAACUAGAAGAGACCAUAGAGAAACAGAGAAUGGAGAUAGAAAGCCUUAAUGCUUUGAAAGAUAAGAUUAAGGAGCUUGAGAGGGAUUGUAACGAUCUUACCAAUGAGAAUCUUGAGCUUGUAUUUAAGCUAAAAGAAUCGAAAAAUGAUCUUGCAACGAGUGUUGAUUCUACUGAAGUUUCUGAGAUAACUAAACUUGAGUGUGAAAUACAGAAGCUUAAAGAAGAGGCAAAUAAGAGAGAGCUUGAUAGAAUAGAUGUUGGUAACCUGCAAAAUCGUUGCAAUGAUCUAGAAAGCAAGUGUGUGAAACUAGAAGUUGACAUUCAAGGUUUUAAGGAUAAAGCUUAUUAUCUUGAUGGCGAACUCAAUAAAUACCGUGCAAAAGCAGACGAGCAUGAAAAUGAGGUUGUUAGAUUGAAAGAAUUACUGAAAUUGCAGGAAGAAGAUAAACAUGAAACAGAGGUAUAUUCAUUCACCGCUAUAGAGACCAAACCAACGAUAAAGGAUCAUUUUAGUGUUGAAAACGAGAUGGAGUUUAGUUUGAAAGACGAUACUGGCAUACUUGAGAAGCCGAACAUGGAACUAUCGGCAAAAUCCUCCGAAAUAGAAGUUCUUAAAUCAGAUUGUUUGCUAAAAGACCAGGAAAUUCAGCGCCUGAAUGCCUACCAAACAGAUUUGGAGAUUCAGUUGUCUGAUCUGAAAAUAAUAAAGAAGCAACUAAUGGGCGGUUUGAAAGCUAUGCAAACUGAAAGUACAAUCAUCUCUGAAUGUUUGGAUAAGGUUAAAAAUGACAUGGUGGUGCUUAAUGAUACAAAAGAUUCCCAAGUUGCUGCGAAUAAGACUCUCGAAAAGAAAUUACGUGAGCUCGAGAGCUGUAACAAGGAAUUAGAACAGCAGGUAACUGAAUUGGAAGUAGAGAAUCUACACUUAUCAGAACGAAUAUCUGGAUUAGAACCUCAAUUAAGAUAUUUGACUGAUGCAAGAGAGUCGAAUUGUUUGGAGAUACAACAUUCAGAGACACGUGUCAUGAAUCUACAGGCUGAAAUAAAACAACUAGAAGCGCAACUAGAAACAAGCAAAGUUGAUAUGAGACAGAAGUUGGAAGACAUGCAAAAACGUUGGUUGGAAGCUCAAGAGGAGUGCGAGUAUUUAAAAAAGGUGAAUCCGAAGUUACAAACAACUGCUGAAAAUUUGAUUGAAGAAUGCAGUCAACUUCAAGUGUCAAACCGAGAGUUAAAGCAACAACGACUCGACUUGCAUAAUCGCUGCACGGAUUUGGAAGCAGAAAGGAGGGAGUCGCAGUAUAAUUUCUCUAAAUUGUCUACAAAGUUGGAAGAUUUAGAAGAUAAGUUCUCGUUAAUGAUGAACAAGAUUGCUGCAAAAGAGAAAAUAUUUGAUUCAGAACUUGAAGCGUUACAUUUGAAAAUUGAAGAACGAAUGGAAAAGCUUGUUAUCGGUGAAGAUAUCACAGAUGAUAAGAUAAUCAAAACCAUUGAAGUUGAAUAUGAAGAAAAUAUUCAUGAUCUAAUGGUGGAGCUUGUUGCUUAUAAACAGAACAAUGCAGUUCUUGAGGUAAAACUUGAAAAAUUAACGGAGUUAUUGGAGAAAACAAGAUCUAGUGAAGAAAAUCUAAGAAUUAAAGUUGGUGGGCUCGAAGGUGACCUAAAACAUUGUGAAUACCAAAGAGUACAGUUAACGGAAGAAAUCUCGAGUUUGACUGGUCAACUGCAGAAAAUUCCAUUGUUGCAAGAUGAGCUGGUGGCUCUUAAGAAGUCGUACAAUGAUGUGAAAUAUGAGAAUGAAAGGUUGGAAGCUUCACUGCAGUUGGUAACUGGGGAUUAUAAGGAACUAAAGGAGGAAAAAACGUCAUUGUUGCAGAGAACAUUAAGCAUGCAGAAGGCGAUGAUCGAAUUAGAGGAGUAUAAACUUAGUAAAGCUGCAUUGGAGGAACAAGUUAUACGGCUUCGAGGUGAUUUAACUGCAAGAGAAGCGUUAUGUGCACAAGAUACUGAGUUGAAAAAUGAAAUCGGGCGUCUAAAACGGUCAAACAGUCAACUACGGUGGAAGAUAAACAGUCUUCAGGAAGAAAAAGAUGAAUGCUUGAAGAUCGCUCAUGUCCUUGAAGAGAAAUUGGAGCAGAUCGAGUACUCUACUAAUAAUAGUGUGAAAUCUUUCAGAUCAGAUAGUAAUAUUAGUUUUCAUGAGCACAUGAAGCUCACAGAGGAUGUGGAUGCAAAUAUAGAUGAGGUAACUAUUGAUGCAUCAUCAAGAAUCAGGUCACUUGAGAAUGAACUUGCUGAGGCUUUGCAGGCUAAUGACAUGUAUAAAGCCAAGAUUAAUAGCUUCCUGUCCAAGGAACAAAUUCACGAGUCAGAUGUUCCACUCGAGUUAGACAUUGAUGUAAACACGGUUAAAAAAGAAGACGAUAAAGAUGCAUCUUUACUUGAGACCGAGUUGAAAGAACUUCGAGAACGUUAUCUUCACAUGAGCCUCAAAUAUGCCGAAGUAGAAGCUCAAAGAGAAGAGCUUGUAUUGAAGCUAAAGGCUGUGAAGCCGGGAAAGAGUUGGUUUUCAUAACUUUAAUUCUUACAAUACCAGGUAAAUUAUAUCUUCUGUAGUUAAUGAAAUGUUAAUAUCUAUCUGUUUGAGGAAAGAUCAAAAAUACGUGCAUAUAGCAUUGAGUAGAUGAAACCAAAGAAAGAUAGGUAAAUGAUGAUGUUCUAUUAUUCAAAUCAUGGGCAUGUUAUGUAUGUCCAUCCUAGUUUUACAUGUGCAUAUUGUAUCUUACUGAAGAUUCAUAUUCAUGCCAGUUGUAAGUUUUAAAGUCUAUCAGACAUCUUCGGGUAUUUAAAGGGUUCAAUGGCAAGUGAAGGUUUUGGCUCAA